Messenger RNA from Thyridium curvatum, 279 nucleotides. RefSeq lists its product as uncharacterized. The coding region runs from base 1 to 279 and encodes 92 amino acids. The record is from RefSeq and is a predicted model, not a curated record. NCBI's taxonomy places the organism in Eukaryota, Fungi, Ascomycota, Sordariomycetes, Thyridiales, Thyridiaceae. The transcript is spliced from 3 exons.
AUGGGCGUCCCCAACAAGCGAACCAUCACCAAGACGCGUAACAAGACCAGAGAUGUCGACCAGAUUAAGGCGGAUUUGCUAUCACCAAAACAUCUCGCCCAGUGGAAGGACACUAAAGCAGCUGAAGACCUUCCUGGCCUAGGGAGGCAUUACUGUGUCGAGGUCAAGCAACUCAAGGAGGAACCAUACUCGCAAAAGGAGGCCGAGGCCGCCGUCGGUUUGCGCACGGACAAUGGCAAGCCCGAGAAGGCUCAGAACGAAGAUGUCGCCAUGGCGUGA